Molecule: messenger RNA, 1260 nt
Organism: Papilio xuthus (Asian swallowtail)
Lineage: Eukaryota; Metazoa; Arthropoda; Insecta; Lepidoptera; Papilionidae
Product: calmodulin-A
Exons: 8
Coding region: 16-765 (249 amino acids)
Cellular component (GO): myosin II complex
Molecular function (GO): calcium ion binding
Source: RefSeq, a predicted model, not a curated record
UAAAAAAAAAUAAACAUGAAGACAUCAUCGUUUUCUCUACGUGUUAUGCGAAGGGCUCGAAAUAAACCAGCGGACGGAGGCGGCCAUGUCAAUCAAAAGAAUGCCACCGGACAGAAAGCAACACCACCAUGUCAAAAAGGUGCAUCUACUAAAGGAGGUCCAAAGACUCCCGUGAAGCCAUCGGCACAGAAAGGUGCAGCGAAGACAGCGCCCCCAAAGCAAGCUGCGGCUGCGGCGGUGAAAACUCCACAGGGCAAAAAGAAGAAGGGACACAAACAUCAGCAGUAUGAACUUAUUGUUACCAUCAAUUUGUCCGAAUAUGGUCUUACUGAGGAACAAGUUGCAGAAUUCAAGGAAGCGUUCAUGCUGUUCGACAAGGAUGAAGAUGGCACCAUCACGAUGGCGGAGCUGGGUGUUGUGAUGCGCUCGCUCGGACAACGACCUUCAGAGACGGAACUGAGAGACAUGGUGAAGGAGGUGGAUCAGGACGGCAAUGGAACUAUAGAAUUCAAUGAGUUCCUCCAAAUGAUGUCCAAGAAGAUGCGUGGGGCUGAUGGAGAGGACGAACUAAGGGAAGCUUUCAGGGUAUUUGACAAGAACAACGACGGCUUAAUUUCGUCGGUGGAAUUGCGCCAUGUGAUGACCAACCUGGGUGAGCGGCUGAGCGAGGAGGAAGUUGACGACAUGAUCCGCGAGGCCGACCUCGACGGUGAUGGCAUGGUCAACUACGAUGAGUUCGUAACAAUACUGACAUCGAAAAACUAGUAUGCAGAGCAAAGGCCACCGAGAGAUCGUCCCCCGCCCGUACCAAAACAGUGCGCUCACCACGAACUAUUCAGGUUCGGGGGGAAAGAAACUCUUAUAUAGUUGCCAAUGUUGCUCAGAACUUAUGUGAUCGUAAACAAACGUGUUUCCGUUUACCGUACAGUUGAAUACAAAAGUGUUGACGCAAACGUUAAGAAAAACUACGUUUUAUAGGAUGCGCUUUCGGCCAGUGUUUAGUGUGAAGUGUUAUAUACAUUGUAAAAUAUCUCAUUAAAACACAAUAUAAACGCUUUGAAAUGUUCUUUUAAUUGUGUCAUUUUGUAUCGCAUAAUAUUGGAACAUAUAACUAAAAAAAAUAUUAAAUUAUAAAUGUAAAAUUAUCAUUUUAUCGGUGUCCAAAAGGAAGGCAGGGUAAUCUGCACAUCUCUCAUAUUAUUGUUUUUUUUUUACCUUUUUUUAACUGAGUAGUCACUGUUUGCCUUAAGGAGGCAUUUA